Molecule: messenger RNA, 2264 nt
Organism: Pelobates fuscus (common spadefoot toad)
Lineage: Eukaryota; Metazoa; Chordata; Amphibia; Anura; Pelobatidae
Gene: FASTKD3
Product: FAST kinase domains 3
Exons: 7
Coding region: 164-2161 (665 amino acids)
Biological process (GO): mitochondrial RNA processing; regulation of mitochondrial mRNA stability
Cellular component (GO): mitochondrial matrix; ribonucleoprotein granule
Molecular function (GO): RNA binding
Source: RefSeq, a predicted model, not a curated record
UUGAAAGUUGUGGAGCAUGAGGAGUCUGGCUUGUCACUUUCGCGGAAAUUACUUUUGAUAAUAAUCGAUUGCUUAAUAAGGCUGGUGUUCUGACAAUCCAAAAACCAGUGAUCGAAUACUUAGUUCAAACGUUCUAUGCAGUUUCUGAAACGAUGGAAGGGAGAUGAAUAUGGCUUUAAUCAACUUUAAUGGUUUCCGAUCCCAUGUUUAUUUCUUCACAAAUGCCUGCAGAAGAGGUCUAAGCCGAAGUAAAACAAUAGCAAGUGUGAAAAACCCCAAAGCAUUUGUACACACAAUAUGCUGCAGUGACUACACCAACAGGAAUGCAAGGACUUUAGUUCCAUUAUUGCAUAGAAGAUAUUCUAUCAGUAACGCUGUUGUUUUUUAUCUACAGCAUAAUGUGACAGGUUGUUCUGUGCGCCACCAUGGAGACACUGGAAGCAGUUUUGACCAGAGUCAGAAUGCUGUAGAUCACAUAAGAUUUUUAGAAGACCUCAAUAAGCUUAGCUCAUGCAAGCAAAUAUUUAACUUAUUGGCAUCAAUGGAACAUAUGACUGGCCCCAUGAUAUCUGCAGCUUUGCUUAGAAUUGCCCAUCUGGAAACACAAGAUGGUGUCCUGUUAAAUCCCAAUGAUGUGUUUGAAAGUGCUGUUUUUAAAUCUAUAUGUGUACAACUCGAGGAAGAUUCUCAAAAACUAUCUACAACUUGCUUGGUGAAUACACUGAAAGGGCUUGUUCAACUGCGAGUAGACCCUUGGAGUACCUUGAUGGUCAGAUUGAUGUCUGAAAGCCAGGAACGAGUUGACAAUGGAGAGAUGAACAUACAGGAUCUUUGCAUCCUUGGUGAAAGUGUAUUAGAAAUUGAAGGACCUGGAUGUGCUAUGGUACAGCCUAUCAUUGAUCAAAUACAAAUGAAGACAGUUAAGGAAUGGACACCUGAAGAAAUAGCAAUGGUUUAUGAAUUGCUACAAGCUGGGUUGGGAGAGAGGGGACAAUACCAGGGUUUAUUAAAUGAAAUGCACAAAGCCACAAUUUCUAUAACCUCUCAAUUAAAUCCAAAAUUAAUUAGUUCUAUACUCAGUGCUUUGGUGGUUCUCAAACAAACACAAGCUCACCCACUUGUGAUAAAGCUGUGCAAAGCUUCUGUAAGAUAUAUACCAUAUUUCACAGAUGAAGAACUUGUUAAAGUGUUAGUGGCCUUGACUAAUUUUGAACACAGUGACCGAUACUUUACUGAAGCCUUUGAGAGACAUGUUUCCAAAAUGGCCUUUAAAAUGUCACCUGAAGUUAUUUGUAGUGCAAUGCAGUACUGCAGCAAAAAGCUAAUCCUUUCCACACCCAUUUUUGAUGCUGUAGCAGAAAGCUUUGUGUAUAAUUCAGAAAAGUUCACCACACUACAGAUAACCCAACAGAUUGUGCCAUUUGGGAAGUUGAAUUAUGUUCCACCUAAUGCUGCUUCACUCUUUAGAAAGCUUGAAAAGAUUCUGAGCAGUCGAUUUUCCCAGUUUCAGCCUCGUACCUUACUUAAUUUACUGCACUCGUGCACUCUUUUAGAGCGGUUCCCUGUCAAUUUCGUGGCAAAGAUAUUCAAUCCUUAUUUUCUGCAACAGCUGCAAGACCACUCGGGGAAUUUGGAUAAAUUUGUGCUAUCUCAGCUGACCCAGCUAUUUCUUACUGUUACAUUGGAAUGCCCUUUUUAUGAGGGUCCCAUGCUUCUUAAUAAAUACAGACUGAAGACAUUUUCCUCUGCUGGCCAUUCACUCGAAACUCCAGUUGAUAUUCCUCUUUACAACAGAGUGAAGUCGGGACUGGUCGAUCUACUAGGGGCAAGAAUGUACUUUGCAUCUCAUGUGUUAUCUCCUUACUGUUACACUUUAGAUGUAGAAAUCAAGUUGGAUGAGGAAGGAUUUGUGUUACCAGCUUUCCACCAUGAAGAAGUUUAUAAGAGAAUUGCCGUCUGCAUUGAUGGCCAGAAAAGAUUCUGCUUUAAUAGCCAUCAUCUUAUUGGGAAAGAAUACAUUAAACAGAGACAUUUGCGGCUACUUGGUUAUGACGUUGUGCAGAUCCCAUUUUAUGAAUUUGAUCAAUUGCAAAAUAGUGAAGAAAUUGUUGAAUAUCUUCACAACAAAAUAUUUCCUCAUAAGUACAGACUGAAUUGGUGAUACCAAGAGGUCACUGUGAGUUGUUGAAAGUUGUCGGAGAAGAUACUCAGUUUGUGUCUUAUACAAUUUGAAGAAAUUAAAACAUUUUGCUGAAUGUACUAAA